This is a messenger RNA of Myripristis murdjan (pinecone soldierfish), 3114 nucleotides long. It is a transcript of the gene tp63, whose product is annotated as tumor protein p63. The transcript is spliced from 12 exons. Lineage: Eukaryota; Metazoa; Chordata; Actinopteri; Holocentriformes; Holocentridae. The record is from RefSeq and is a predicted model, not a curated record. The coding region runs from base 182 to 1924 and encodes 580 amino acids. Gene Ontology annotation, molecular function: protein binding; RNA polymerase II cis-regulatory region sequence-specific DNA binding; DNA-binding transcription factor activity, RNA polymerase II-specific. Gene Ontology annotation, biological process: regulation of transcription by RNA polymerase II; protein tetramerization; apoptotic process. Gene Ontology annotation, cellular component: nucleus.
AGACCCCUCCCCUCUCUUCCCAGUAUAUAUGACAUUCCCAUAGAAUCCUAUAGAGGUUUCUGCUUGUCCACUUUGCGUCUGUAGUCCACAUCACUCUUUUUUAGAGUGAGGUAAAAAGAGUUGUGGAAUCCUGGAGCCAGUGGAGCAAACAGCAGCAGCUCUGCUCAACCUCAGCGCCAACAUGUUGUACCUGGAGACGGGGACUGCAACAUCCUACAACGAGUCACAGUAUACAAACCUGGGGCUCCUGAACAGCAUGGACCAGAACAUCCAAAAUGGAAGUUCCACCUCCACCAGUCCCUACAACAACGACCAUGCACAGAACAACGUGACAGCCCCGUCACCCUAUGCCCAGCCCAGCUCCACCUUUGAUGCCCUUUCCCCCUCACCAGCCAUCCCAUCCAACACAGAUUACGCUGGGCCGCACACCUUUGAUGUGUCCUUCCAGCAGUCUAGCACAGCAAAGUCUGCCACCUGGACGUACUCAACAGACCUCAAGAAGCUGUACUGCCAGAUUGCCAAGACCUGUCCUAUUCAGAUUAAAGUCCUGACCAACCCACCCCAGGGGGCUGUAAUCAGGGCUAUGCCUGUAUACAAAAAAGCUGAGCAUGUCACAGAGGUGGUCAAACGCUGCCCAAACCAUGAACUUAGUCGCGAGUUCAAUGACGGACAAAUUGCUCCUCCGAGCCAUCUGAUCCGUGUAGAGGGCAACAGCCACGCCCAGUAUGUGGAGGACUCCAUCACAGGCCGUCAGAGCGUCCUGGUACCCUACGAGCCACCACAGGUGGGCACGGAAUUUACCACAAUUUUGUACAAUUUCAUGUGCAACUCGAGCUGCGUGGGUGGAAUGAACAGACGCCCCAUCCUCAUCAUCGUCACCCUGGAAACCAGAGAUGGUCAGGUAUUAGGCCGCCGCUGCUUCGAGGCCAGGAUCUGCGCUUGCCCGGGUCGAGACCGAAAGGCAGAUGAGGACAGCAUCCGCAAGCAACAUGUAACGGAUGGCACAAAGAGCAGUGAGGGUACGAAACGCCCCUUCCGCCAGGUUUCCCAUGGCUUACAGAUGUCCUCCAUCAAGAAGAGAAGAUCUACAGAUGAGGAGGUUUUUUGUUUGCCUAUCAAAGGCCGUGAAAUUUAUGAGAUUUUGGUAAAAAUCAAAGAGUCUCUGGAACUCAUGCAGUUUCUGCCGCAGCACACUAUUGAGUCAUACAGGCAGCAGCAGCAGAAUCUCCUUCAGAAACAGACUUCAAUGCCGUCUCAGCCUUCCUUUGGCUCCAGUUCUCCAACUCAUGGAAAAGUCAACAAGCUGCCCUCUGUCAGCCAGCUCAUCAACCCCCAGCAGCGCAACACGCUCACCCCGUCCAGCAUGUCUGGAGGCCUGACUGACAUGACUCCCAUGAUGGGCACACACAUCCCCAUGAACGCUGACAUGAGUUCACUGAGCCCCACACAUGCACUGCAACCCCAGCUACCCAUGGUACCUUCCUCCCAUUGCACUCCCCCUCCUCCAUACCCAAUGGACAGCAGCAUCUCCAGCUUUCUUCUACGGCUGGGCUGCGCAUCCUGCUUGGACUACUUCACAGCUCAAGGCCUGACCAACAUCUACCAGAUUGAGAACUAUAACAUGGAGGACCUGUCCCGGCUGAAGAUCCCUGCAGAGUUCCAGCACAUCAUCUGGAAGGGGAUCAUGGAGCACCGACAGACCAUGGAUUUCUCCCCACCUCCCCACAUACUGCGCACCACCAGCGGGGCCUCCACCGUCAGUGUGGGCUCCUCUGAGGCCCGAGGCGAGCGUGUCAUCGAUGCCGUGCGCUUCACCCUGCGCCAGACCAUCUCCUUCCCACCGCGGGAUGAGUGGUCCGACUUCUCCUUCGACCUAGACUCUCGCCGCAACAAACAGCAGCGCAUCAAGGAGGAGGGGGAAUGAGGCAAAGUGGCACGAUCCAUCUCUAUUUCUUGGUGUUAUCAUUUCCCGAUCUACCAUUUCACACUAAUUUUGGAACAUUUCGUGUUAUUUUAGUGCAAAUAUUUGUUGAUGGCAAAAUGCAUUAUCAGGUAGAGAUGCACUUAUUUUCAUUAGUGUUGUUUCUCAUGAUAAGAGAAAUAAAUGGUGUUGAGUAAAGGUGCAUUUUGUUAUAUUCAAAUUUCCUGAGAGAGAGCACUUAAGAAAUGCCAAGAGGUUCAAGAUUACUUUGAGUUUUUAAGUGUUCAUAAUUCAUUCCAACUUUAAAGCAUGACUGGAAAUGAAACUUGUUAGAGGGCUUGUAAGGGCGUAUUUCUUCUAUGGGUCACAGCAAAGGCGUAUUUUAGUUUCUGAUAGACUUUAUGGCCCACAGUUAUUGUUGCUUAAUUUAGUAAAGUACACUGUUUUUGAUAUCUGGCACACGCCAGCAUUGAUUGUAUACAUUUCAAAAAUUGCCUAUCAGAAGUGUUAUGUGGAUUGAUGGGUGAUUGUUUUUUUCUGCUCUAGCUUUUAUGUAAACUUUUGUCUGUUUUUGUGAGACCAAUGCAUCACCAUUUUGUAUCAGGUAUUGAAGUAUUUAGGUUAAAGUGACAGAUGGUUGUUAAGUUGGUAUAGCCGGAUAUGAUGCUCUUGAUACAGUGUUUUGAUACGAGUGGUAAUGAUACCAUGACUGAUGUCCUUUUUGUCUCUUUGCUGUAUUCGUGCUUGCUUGAUUUUCCACUGAGCAAAGGUGAUAGCAUUUUAAGGGCCAUCUUUUACUGCCGCAGUGGAUACCUAGCACAUGUAUUUUUUUUUUUAUUCAUGAACCACAUUGUUUUGGUAAUGGUUUGUUUUCAUUUGAUAGGUCGCCAAAACAUAUAAAUGUAUAUACAUUUGUAUAGUUAUUUUCUGAAAGUUUCCCUAAAGAAAAUACUUGAUUUUCAUCAUGAACAAAAACAUAAUGAUGUGAAUAUUGCCUGAUAGCUAUAUCAGCAGGAAUAAUGUUUGUAUUAAUUGAAAGGAGUAAAUAUGUACCCUUCACUAUAGUCGAUUUUAGAGGUUUUUGUUCCAGGUGGCCUGCAUUGUUAAAACAGAGCGCAAAAUGCGGUUCCCUAUUUUUGUACAAUGUGUUGUAAAUAUAUUUCAAUAUACUUAGGCUAUUUUGAUAUAAAUCA